AUGAUCGGAGAUUGCAGCGAAAAGUCAGCAAUUAUUAUUGGUGCAACAUCAGAUAUUGGAGAAGAAAUGAUCUCUCGACUUAUGAAAUAUAAUAUUUCAAAUUUAAUCAUUACUGGUCGUGAUUCAAACCACUUAGAAAAAAUUGCGCAAAAAUACCAAGGCAAAUCAACAAAAAUUCAUACAAUUGAAGUUGAUCUAUCAAAAGAAAAGAACAUCUUAGAGUUUGAACAAAAAUAUAAGCCAUUUUCAGAUAUAAAAAUAGAUUAUUAUCUUUUUUGUCCCGGAACCUGCGGUGCAAUGGAUCAAGUUUCAUAUCUACAGAUGAAAUACGAUAUUUCUAAGGUAAUAAACAUCAAUUUUCUUUCAGCAGUCACUACUUUCGAAGCAAUCUCACCAUCUUCGCACUGUUCUGCAGUUUUUGUAUCCAGUACUAACUCUUUUCAUCCACUUGAAUGCGGAACAGGAUAUUGCACAACAAAAGCCGCACUUUCAGAAUAUUCAAAAUUAAAGGCCAAAGAACUUUUAAAUUCGGGUGUUAGAGUUAAUAGUAUAGCUCCUGGAUUAAUUGCUACUAAGUUCCAUGACAAUUACUUCGAAUCCAAAGAAGAAUUAACUGCUUUCUUCCAAGAACACGUUAAAACAACUGUUUUAGGUAGAUUAGUGUCUAUAGAUGGCGUCGCAAAUACAAUUGAGUUUCUUUUCUCAGAUCUCUCGAAAGAUGUAACUGGAACUCAAUUUGUCAUUGAUUGCGGCGAAACAUUGUUUCCUGAUAACGAGGAUGACGAUGAGGAAGAAUCUUCAACUCAAGAUGACUGA
This is a messenger RNA of Trichomonas vaginalis G3, 816 nucleotides long. Its product is annotated as oxidation-reduction process. The record is from RefSeq and is a predicted model, not a curated record. The transcript has a single exon. Lineage: Eukaryota; Parabasalia; Trichomonadida; Trichomonadidae. The coding region runs from base 1 to 816 and encodes 271 amino acids.